AUGAACUCGCUGAACAUCCUGUCAUCGCGAGUCAUUGGCCAGUCUUCCAGCUCUACGCGCCCACGAUCGCACUCCCAAAGCGAGAAAAAGCGUGCAGCUCCGCCUAGUGACCUCGCAAAAUUUCGAUCCUAUAGCGAAGAUAAUUUCCGGUCUAGCCUUAUCUCCGAAAAAGGCUAUGACGGCAGCGCAUCGUUCGACGGCGACGGAGAAGAUACGCGACAUUCAUUUGACGAAGAAACAUCCUUAUUACAUGACUCGCAACAUGAUGGCACCAUCGUGACUAAAAGCAAAAGCACCUGGCGACUUUCCACCAAGCGCAUCUUCGAUGCGAUCACCGAAACCAUCCGGUUCAUUCUAUCUACGCUUGCUGCACCUGGUGUGUAUAUCGCUCAAUGGUUCCAAAACGACGACGGUCAUUAUUCGCUUCUUGCCCCGGUGAGGAAAAUCUGGAGGACAUCUGCCGAAUCUAGGGUCCGAUCGGUUAAAGGGCCCUCUCGGGUAGAAGGUCGGCGACGGAGUGGCUCCACCCGCAAGUUGAAACCUCAAGCAUCCCGAGACUCGGUACUAUCCACAACAUCCGAAUCGGAUAUAGAUCGAAGAGGCAUCAAAGAACUUACGAGUGCGAAGACUCGACCGCAUAAAACAGACCACAGCCAGGAGCAUGUUCGACAAGAGAGCACACCUCGUCGAUCUAUACGGAUCAAACUCAAUAAUGAGGAAACACUUAAUAGACAAAGGCAAAGACGAACGCAAAGCACUGAUUUUGCCGCACCGAUGCCAGAGGGUGUGAGUCGGGUUCAGGGGGCCAUCAAUUUGGACAAUCUGAAGUCCCCACUGUCCCCAUCUGUUCAUCGCAUUACGAAAUACCCACACUCUCCAAAUCCGCCACGACCUCUUCUCCCCCAACGAUUGCCUUCAUAUACAGCCGCUCCUCGCAAUGCCAGGCUGCCACAAAAGACUCUGGUGCUGGACCUUGAUGAGACCCUGAUCCAUUCGCUUUCAAAGGGUGGUCGUAUGUCUAGCGGUCACAUGGUUGAGGUCAAGCUUUACAUGCCCAUGACCACUUCCCUGGCCCCUGGCGGCCCGCAAACUACCCUGGGGCCACAGCAUCCCAUCUUAUAUUAUGUGCAUAAGCGGCCACAUUGCGAUGAUUUCCUCCGCAAGAUCUGCAAGUGGUACAAGCUGGUGAUCUUCACAGCCAGUGUGCAAGAGUAUGCCGACCCCGUCAUCGACUGGCUCGAGUCGGAACGCAAGUACUUUCAUGCCCGCUACUACCGACAACACUGCACACUCCGUAAUGGUGCCUACAUCAAAGAUCUGAGCUCCGUGGAACCGGAUCUCAGCAAAGUGAUGAUCUUGGACAAUAGUCCAAUGAGCUAUAUCUUUCACGAGGACAACGCGAUCCCUAUUGAAGGUUGGCUCAACGAUCCCACGGAUAACGGUCUGUUGCACCUAAUCCCCAUGCUGGAGGCAUUGCAAUAUGUCACCGAUGUUCGGGCACUGCUGGCUCUUCGCCGUGGCGAAAUCGAGUCAUAG
Molecule: messenger RNA, 1536 nt
Organism: Penicillium odoratum
Lineage: Eukaryota; Fungi; Ascomycota; Eurotiomycetes; Eurotiales; Aspergillaceae
Gene: nemA
Product: Nem1-Spo7 phosphatase catalytic subunit NEM1
Exons: 2
Coding region: 1-1536 (511 amino acids)
Molecular function (GO): protein serine/threonine phosphatase activity
Source: RefSeq, a predicted model, not a curated record